Messenger RNA from Gamsiella multidivaricata, 447 nucleotides. RefSeq lists its product as uncharacterized. The transcript has 5 exons. NCBI's taxonomy places the organism in Eukaryota, Fungi, Mortierellomycota, Mortierellomycetes, Mortierellales, Mortierellaceae. The record is from RefSeq and is a predicted model, not a curated record. The coding region runs from base 1 to 447 and encodes 148 amino acids.
AUGGCAAAGCGCAUUCACUGCGGCCAGAUUCACACUCGCAACGGCCCCCCUUGCAGCAAGAGACCGGCCAAGAGACCCAGGCACGACACGGGCCCUGAGGACGGCGAUGACGCCAAGGAGCAAUUCUGUCGUCGACAUGUAUUCCGUUACGGAAUCGAGUCGUCUAAGCUUUUUACGAUUCAACCAGGACACGAUAAGAGCCGAGUUAUAGAGCGAUUGAUAUGCCAGUGGUCUAUGGGCCAUCAACUCAUCUUUUUCUAUUUCUUCAAGUCCUCUGCAGACUUAAAGGACGAGUUUAUGUCUGGAGAUGGCACUCCCUCAACCGUUGCAUGGUCCAUUGCCCAUGUGGAGUACUCUACUCGAAGUCGCCGUGUGUGGUGUAUGGAAAGUGUAGCAAAGGGUUCUGCAACAGUGUACGACUCGCUGAGUUUAAGCACUUUGUUGUAG